UUCUUUCCUUACUAAGCUGGCCUGGCUAUAAAGGAUGUGAUAGAAGCCCCAUCGAGUGAGUACUUCCAGAAUGGCUGUCAGUGUUUAUGGGUUUCAACCCCCACCGGCGUACGGUGCCCUAGGAGGUAUGACUGUGCCAACAGGGCCUCAAGCCGUGCCUCCCAAUUAUCGGAAUCCUGAGAAUCAUCAGUUCCUGUUCUCUCAGAGUCGGAUGCAGUGCCCCCAUCCUAUGUGCAAGUGUCGGACCGGUUCCUUGAAAAUGAAGUCUUAUUCCGUGUCUGGACGGAACAUGUUGAAAAGUCAGGCGCUCCCCGCCUAUGGAAGGCGGAUAUGCGAGUAUGGAAAUUACCAUGUGGAUGCCAAGUAUACCAAACCUUUGACGGUGGAUACAGCCACGGAAUACGAACUUCCUCGUCACUUAUAUCCGCCGAAGCACAGCGAACCCAUCCUCAUGAUUCAUCCCGGAUAUCGGAAGUACCUAGAAAUCAAGCAUAAAUUCGCCCGCAUGAAACACAUGUCCACGAGUGCCACGAGCCUCAUGAAUCACGAUGUUCAUUUCCGGAGUGCUUCCCAUUGCAGUAGUGUCUGUGAUUCCUCUCAAAGCAUGGCGGGACAUGUGCGGCACAGCAGUGUGCCAGUAUUGGAUUUCCGAGGAUUUUCAGGCGCUGAUGGAGCCUGCCAUAAACGACCAAGCCAGAUGAAACCCUCGAAGAGCACGCUUUGUCUCAACACGAUGGGCCCUGGUGCUUACGUGACGGAUGCGAUCUACGGCGGCACCCCUGCCCUCCCAUCGUCUUCAUCCUCGUCUUUCCGUAGCGUCAUGGCAGAAAGAUGUGUGGAUAGCGGCUGUGAUGUGAACCCCUUCAAACGACCCAAGAGCGAUGCUGUGAUCACCAACGUGCCAUACUCCCAGCCUUAUCACGACUCUGGGUUCCUCCUGGCGUCGGCCAACGGAAGCGGCAAUCCAUCGCUGUCCAACAAGGAGAAUGCUUGCGGACUGGAAGUGGGGCAGGCAAAGGAGUCAUCAGUAUACGACGAGACUCCAGGGCCGAUCGUGAACGUGACGAGAUCCAGCCUGCCUCCACCCCCACCCCCGUAUUCCGUGGCUGUCACGUCUAAUCGCCCGAUCUCGGAAUCUCUCCUCCCGGCCUCCAAACAGGCUAAUGGUUACAGCCUGCCCAAGAACCCCUAUAAUCAGAAGAUGGGCUUUGAUUUCCCGUCCUCCAAAGGGAACAGCUUAUCUUAUGCCCAAGGGGCUGAUAGCGGGUUCUGCACUCCAGAUGCCAUCAAUGGGGGUUCCUCGUUGCCCUUUCUGCCAGAAGGUCUGAAGCCCAUGCAUGCCGUUUUCACCCUUAUUGUUCCAGCACGCCAUGCAUGCGAGAAUCGUUUCCUUUCAAGCCUCCCCCUGAAUUGCGGUAUUGUCCCGGGAACAAUCGACAAAGGAAGGGAGAAGAAAAUCUCGUCCCGGACCCACCUUUUCCCAUCAAAUGGACCAUUGUUCGAGAUGGGGGAGAGAGGGAGAGAUUUCCUUGAGAUGAGAUUCGGCUUGUCAGGGAGACGGAUCGGAGUUCAGACUGUGGGGGCUCCCCAUGCGUGA
This is a messenger RNA of Darwinula stevensoni, 1597 nucleotides long. NCBI's taxonomy places the organism in Eukaryota, Metazoa, Arthropoda, Ostracoda, Podocopida, Darwinulidae. The record is from the annotation of a GenBank genome assembly.